Messenger RNA from Suncus etruscus (white-toothed pygmy shrew), 3484 nucleotides. RefSeq names its product atos homolog B (gene ATOSB). The transcript is spliced from 9 exons. NCBI's taxonomy places the organism in Eukaryota, Metazoa, Chordata, Mammalia, Eulipotyphla, Soricidae. The coding region runs from base 720 to 2336 and encodes 538 amino acids. The record is from RefSeq and is a predicted model, not a curated record.
UGGUACUGCACCAAGGGUGCCUUUGGAACCCUGCUCUGCACAUGUAGUCCCUCAUCCACCUUUUGUUAAGCCCUCCUAUGUGCUUACACCUGUGCUUCGAGUUGAGGCGUGGGAUCCAAGCCUACUCUCAAGAACCCUAUUAGUUUAGAUGCCUUCCCCAUAGGGUUGAGCAAAACUGUCACUGGAUUACAGAAAGCAGUGACACUGCCAUGGGUGAGGUCUCAGAAGAGACAGAGCAAUCUGGACUCUGGGGUUGUAAGAGCAGUUUCUUGGGAGGGGAGGCAAUGGCCUGGUUAAGGACAGUCAGGGCUUGGGCUCAAACAUGGGGCUUAUUCCUAGAACUUCAAAGGCAUUAUGGAUAGCAGGCUUCACAAUUACUGUCUAGAAGAGAAUCAGAUCUUGAGCUCUAUUGUCCUCAUGAAGAAAGAUCAACAUCACCCACUCUGGGCUCCUGAGGAUGCACUAGUCAGUGAAGACCAUCUUGUGGACUGGUAGAAAAGGUCUGGCUGAGCCCAGGAGCUGCACGGAAUGGUGGCAGUCACCUUGCCAGUGCAGCAGGCAUGGACCAGACUGCAACCUAGAAGAGCAAGGCAUCAGUCAAGAAAAGGAAAUACACAACUAAGCUUCAGGCCUCUUCAUCGGGAUGUUCCCAGACCUCCCAGCCCAGGCCCAGCAUAAAGGCUGUGGGGGAGGGCCCCCCUGACCCAAGGGGGGGCUUCAUGCGCCACGUGCAGGUGGAGCCAUCUCCAUCCUCAGAGCCAGAGGCUGGCCCUUCGCAGCCUGCAGCCAGGCAGGGGGCCCUCCAAGGUGGCCUGCUCAUGGGCUACAGCCCAGCAGGGGGGGCAGCGUCCCCCGGGGUCUACCAGGUAUCCAUCUUUUCCCCUCCAUCUGGUGCCUCCGAACCUCACAGGGCCCUGAAGCGGCCGGCCCCACCCACUGAGGGGCCCCGGGAGCUGAAGCGAGGCCCUGGGCUGGGGGCCAGAGAGGGAGUCUCCCCUGAAGACCCACUGACCACGGGGCUCUUGGGGCCAGAGGGACUGGGGCCGGGACUGGGCGUGGCCAGCCAACAUUUCUGCCAUCAUGGCCUCUGUGUUGUGGAACAGGGAGGUAGCACCACCUCACCUUGGACUUCCGGGGCCCAGAGUCCCCUCUGGCACCCAUCAAAUGCUUCCUGCGAUACUUUGCACACCAGAGACUGGGCUUCUCCAGAUCCAGGGGGACAAGGGUUGCUGGGGGAGUGCCCACGGUCAGGCCAUCCAGGCCAAUUGCACACACUUGACACUGAUUUGCACCGUCUUGCACAAAUAGGGGGCAAGAGCCCAGUGGCCGGGGUGGGCAAUGGGGGCAGUCCCUGGCCUAGGAAAUCCCCUGGCACUGCCAAUGGGCACAGUCCCGAGCACACACCCCCUGGCCCUGGACCUCCAGGCCCCUGCCCUACCAAGAGAAGGCUGCUUCCUGCUGGAGAAGCUCUGGAUGCCAGCUCUGAGGAUGAGGGGCCAGCCCCUCGGAGGCGCCGGGGAACCCUGGGCCACCCUACUGCUGCCAACAGUUCUGAUGCCAAAGCCACACCCUUCUGGAGCCACCUUCUGCCUGGGCCCAAAGAGCCUGUGUUGGACCCAACAGACUGCAGUCCCAUGGGGCGGAGGCUGAAAGGUGCCCGUCGCCUGAAACGGAGCUCUCUUCGAAGCCUCCGGAAGGGGCCCGGCCUGCUGAGCUCCCCCAGUGCCUCCCCUGUUCCUACCCCCACCAUCAGCCGUACCCUACUGGGCAACUUUGAGGAAUCAUUGCUUCGAGGACGCUUUGCACCAUCUGGCCACAUCGAGGGCUUCACCGCAGAGAUUGGAGCUAGUGGAUCCUACUGCCCCCAGCAUGUCACGCUGCCUGUCACUGUCACCUUUUUUGAUGUUUCUGAGCAAAAUGCCCCGGCUCCCUUCCUGGGCGUCGUGGACCUGAACCCCCUGGGGAGGAAGGGUUACAGUGUGCCCAAGAUGGGCACCAUCCAAGUGACCUUAUUUAACCCAAACCAGACUGUGGUGAAGAUGUUCCUUGUGACCUUUGACUUCUCGGACAUGCCUGCUGCCCACAUGACCUUCCUGCGCCAUCGCCUCUUUUUGGUGCCUGUGGGUGAGGAGGGGAAUGCUAGCCCCACCCGCCGCCUCCUCUGCUACUUACUGCACCUCAGGUUCCGAAGCUCCCGCUCUGGCCGCUUAAGCCUACAUGGAGACAUCCGCCUGCUUUUUUCCCGCCGGAGCCUGGAACUGGACACAGGGCUCCCCUAUGAACUACAGGCUGUAACAGAGGCCCCUCACAAUCCACGUUAUUCACCUCUGCCCUGAUAACUAGUGCCCUGAACUUCUGUGGGCCAAGGACCUGCCAUCUGCUCUCUUCUGGACAGAGUGGUCAUGUGGAUCAAAGGCGAGAGACUCUCCAGGCUUAAAUUAAAGCCCUCGCCAUGCUCGUGCCCAAAUUGGUUAUUUGGGUGUUUCCAGCUUCAGAUCCUUGCCACACUCUGCCCAUCUCUGAGUACUCCAUGUGCCUGCCCCUCCCCACCCAUUCCCAGGCCAGCUUAGAUAGUGAGGAGAAAGGAACCAGUUACCUUGAGGUCAUCCCACGUUCCCAGGCAAGUCAUGCCAGCGUUGCCUCCCUGUCCUGGCAGGGGUCACUUAUUAUGUUAUUUAUUUUUAAUUUAUAAUUUAUUCAAAUUGGAUUGCCUUGGUAACCACCCAAACCUGAAAAUUGGUGUUGCCCUUCCCACUCCUAGAUAUUGCUUCGCCCUCAGGGACUGAAGAGGCUGAGGUGAUAGCUGUGGAGAACUAACUGAUCUCCCUCAGCUGAGGGCAAAGAGGUUAUUCCGGAAGGACUGAGUCACUAGCCAAAGACUCAGGUGCCCCUAUGCCCCUCUUUCCUAGUCCUUUCACCUUAUCCACCCUCUGACCUCUCUGAAAACCAACUCAAGUGUGUGUGCACAGGCACUUAGACAGGUGUGUGUGUGUGAGAGAGAAAGAGAGAGAGAGAGAGAGAGAAAGAGAGUGAGUGAGAGAGAGAGAGAAAGAGAGAGAGAGAAUGUCUGUGCCUGUUUAUACACACCUCAUGAGUGUUAAUGACCCUUCAUCUCAGGCUCCAGACCCCACUUGUCCUUGUUCUCCUGCCUCUGUCUCCUUGUUUUGGGGUCCUGACUGAGGGAGGUGUUUAGGGGGCAGAGUCAGGGCCAUGGACUGGGUACCUCCUCUCACCCGGCCAGACUCUGACCCAACCUACCUCAGCUGGGGUGAGGGGUAUCCCUCAAACUCAGAUGUGAUUCCCAGCUACCCUACUUCCCACUCCACACUCUGAUUGAGCCUUAGCCCUGACUCUUAGGACUGGGCUGAGGGGAACAUGCAUUUGAUGAAACUUGAAAAAAAAAAAAAAAAAAACAGGAAAAAUUGUACCUGGUACUUUUUUUAGGGAAAAAAAAUAAAGAAUAAAUCUUGUUUGGAAACUUGAA